This is a messenger RNA of Malus domestica (apple), 1849 nucleotides long. RefSeq names its product mRNA cap guanine-N(7) methyltransferase 1-like. Gene Ontology annotation, molecular function: mRNA 5'-cap (guanine-N7-)-methyltransferase activity. NCBI's taxonomy places the organism in Eukaryota, Viridiplantae, Streptophyta, Magnoliopsida, Rosales, Rosaceae. The record is from RefSeq and is a predicted model, not a curated record. Gene Ontology annotation, biological process: 7-methylguanosine mRNA capping. Gene Ontology annotation, cellular component: nucleus.
GCGAGGUCCACACAACCUGCAGACAUAAAAUCUGAUACAUAAAAACACCACUCAAAGCUACCUUUCAAUUAUCCUUCGUUCCUUGUCUCUCUCAAAUCUCACCUCACUAAUAAAUAAUUAUUAAACACAACAGAUAUAAACAAAAAUAACGUUGCUAUCUGUCCCUGUUUCGCUUCCCUUUGCUUCUUGUUAUCAAAGCUCUAAUUGUGUGCCGGCAUUCGGUUCUUCCUCGCAGAGUAGUGUGCCGGUGCUAUUUCGAUUCUUGCCCAUGAAACGAGGGUACUCGGAAUCGUCCUCCACCUCUCUCGGGCCUCCCCAAUCGAGAUUCAAACACAACCCAGAAGGUGAUUCAGAAUUCUUGGAGGAUGAAACCACAAAAAAAUUCGCACGUAAAGUGGCCGAUCAUUACAGUGCAAGGACGAAUCAAACUCUAGAAGAACGAGAAGCUAGUCCAAUCAUCCAUUUAAAGAAGCUUAACAAUUGGCUAUAUGCUCAUAGAGGAGAUGCUGUCCUGGAUCUUGCAUGUGGCAAGGGAGGUGAUCUCAUCAAAUGGGACAAGGCUAAAAUUGCGUAUUAUGUUGGAAUUGAUAUCGCUGAAGGCUCGAUAGAAGAUUGUCGUACCCGUUACAAUGGCGAUGCCGACCAUCAUCAGCGUCGUAAAAAGUUUACAUUUCCUGCGCAUCUUAUGUGUGGAGAUUGCUAUGAGGUUCGCCUGGAUAAAGUCCUGGCUGACGAUGCCCCCUUUGAUGUUGUCAGUUGCCAGUUUGCCUUGCAUUAUUCCUGGUCUACUGAGGCACGUGCACGGCGAGCCUUGGCUAAUGUAUCUGCUUUACUGCGACCUGGCGGUACUUUUAUUGGAACAAUGCCCGAUGCGAAUGUGAUUAUCAAAAAGCUUAGAGAAGCUGAAGGAUUGGUCUUUGGUAAUAGCGUCUACUGGAUACGUUUUGAUGAUGACUUUUCUGAAAAGAAAUUCAAGUCUUCGAGCCCCUUUGGUAUCAAGUACAAGUUUCACCUGGAGGAUGCUGUUGAUUGCCCGGAAUGGAUUGUCCCCUUUCAUGUUUUCAAAUCGCUGGUUGAAGAGUAUGAUAUGGAGCUAGUUUUUGUGAAGAACAACCACGAAUUUGUUCAUGAGUAUAUGAAAAAGCCAGAAUUUGUGGAGUUAAUGCGGAGGCUUGGUGCAUUAGGCGAUGGUAACCAAGAUCAAAGCACACUAUCGAAAGACGAAUGGGAAGUAGCUUAUCUCUAUUUGGCAUUUGUCUUGAGGAAGCGAGGGGAACCUGGUCGGACACAAGUAAACGGUAGAAGAGACAAGGGGAAGAUGAACAUAUCAAAGGAGGACGUCAUGUACAUAAGUAAUGACUAGUGCAACACCAAUGAUGUCUCGAAGAUCCAUUUUUUCGGCAGAAGAGGAGAAUGAUCGGCAGCACAGGAGAAACGUGUUUGCCAAAUGGGAAAGCCCAAGAGCCCGAAUCCCCACAAUGUUCGACUGGCUACUAUUUUUUUUUUCCUGAGUACAAGGAUAUAUUUUUACACUAAUGAGAGGAGGAGAAUAGUUAAGUCACACAAUGGAUAACCUAAUUUGGUAUCGAAUUCGUUAUCCAUGAUAUUCGAACCUAAGAUAUUUUACUUACAGGGGAUGAGAAAUACCACCAGACCGUAGUGCUGAGUGACUCAACUAGCUACUAUCAGCUUUGUAGAUUUACAAAGAUCCAAGAUUUAAGAUUUGUAACUUUCAUCGUAAUCAACGCUCCGUCGGAAAUAACAGUUUGUAGUUAUAAGAAAUGGUUUUAACCACUCAGAAGUGAACCCCAGCCAAAUGUAUCAAAUGAAUUACAUUGUUUACUCUUUU